GGCAUUAUUUCCAUGUGGUGAUAAUAUGGUUUGUAUAAUAGAUGACCGUGAGGAUGUUUGGUCACACGCAACGAAUCUAAUCCACGUAAAACCAUAUCAUUUUUUUCAACACACCGGUGAUAUAAAUGCACCUCCAGGUUUAGACAAACAAGAAAACGACGAAAAAGCAGGUGUCGAUUUAACAAAAAUUAAAAUAACAUCGACGUCUAAUAAAAAAGUCAAUGGAAAUUAUGUUACACCAACAGAAAACAACGAUGUUAGUAAAACAACGUCCAAUGGUGACCAAAAAAUUGAUGAAGAAACUAAUAGUACAAAAAAUAAAGAAACCGCAACAAAUGGAGAUUUAAAAAAAGAUAGUGAAAAAAAUGGUAAUGAUAAAGAAGAAAUUAAGGAAGAUAUAGAGACAAAAUGUGAUGUAGUAAACGUAAAUAAUAAGGAAAAUAAUGAAGAGCAUAAAGAAGAAAGUAAUGAAGAAAAGGAAAAAGUAAAUAAUGAUGAAAACGAAAAAGUAAAUAAUGAUGAAAAUGAAAAAGUAAAUCAUGAUGAAAAUGAAAAAGUAAAUAAUGAGGAAAAUGAAAAAGUAAAUAAUGAUGAAAACGAAAAAAUAAAUAAUGAAGAAAACGAAAAAAUAAAUAAUGAAGGAAACGAAAAAAUAAAUAAUGAAGAAAACGAAAAAGUAAAUAAUGAUGAAAACAAAAAAGAAAAUAAAGAUGAUAACAAAAAAGAAAAUAAGCAAAAUGAAGAUCUAGGAAAUGAAAAUCAAAUUGAUAGUGAUAAAGAAUAUAAAGAUUUAAAAGAAGAAAAUGUUAAGUUUGAAAAGAAAAGUGAAAUGGUUGAAGAUUUAAUAGAAAUUGAUGACCCUGAUGAUUACCUCUUAUACCUAGAAGAUAUCCUUAAAAACAUUCACCAAACAUUUUAUGAUGAAUAUGAUAAGUUAGAAUCAGGGCAGGUCCCUGAUUUAAAGCAAGUUAUUCCCAGGGUUCGAUGCCAAGUUUUAAAAGGUUGCAACUUAGUGUUUAGUGGUUUAGUACCAACACAUUUAAAACUGCAUGAUUCCAAAGCUUACCAAGUAGCAAAAAGUCUUGGGGCGAAAAUAACGCAAGAUCUUCAAGAAGAUACGACACAUUUAGUAGCUGUUCGACCCGGUACUGCAAAAGUAAACGCGGGUAGACGAAGAAAAAAUAUUAAAAUUGUAACGUCCGAUUGGCUUUGGGCUUGUGCGGAACGUUGGGAACACGUGGAAGAAAUUAUUUUUCCUUUAAAUAGUAAAGGGUCAAAAAACCGACACCCUCCGCCGCAUUGCAGCAGUCCAGAACACGUCCCAAAUUAUCCCGAAGGUAAUCAACAACGGAAAAGGACAAGUAGCGGAAGAUUUAUCGAUAUGAUUCCAACUAUGAUGUGUUUCUCAAGUGAUGAUAUAGCCGAUAUGGGAAAAGAAGUUGAUGCUUUUAUGGAUGAUGACGAUGAAAGCGAUAGCGAAAGUGAGGCGGAAAAUGUUAAAGAUGUACCAAAAAUUUGUGUAAAAAAAGAUGAGAAAGAAUCGAGUAGUUCGGAUGAAUCUUUAACAGGGGAAUAUCCAAAAGGUAACUACACUGUGUUAAUUAAUUGUCGUAUCCGACGUCAUCAUUGCAGGUAUGCAACCAAUAUCACAGUAUUGACUAACUAA
Onthophagus taurus is the source of this 1666-nucleotide messenger RNA. The record is from RefSeq and is a predicted model, not a curated record. Lineage: Eukaryota; Metazoa; Arthropoda; Insecta; Coleoptera; Scarabaeidae.